AUGAAUAUUAGUUAUAAUUCUUUGAUUAAACAAGAAGAUUUUAUCAAUGAAACAAUAACUAAAAAUGGACGUACAUUUAAUGAAUAUUUACAUGAUUCAAAUUUAACUGUUACAAAUAUGAUUAAAAAGUAUGAUAUUUCAACAUUAGAAAAUAAUCAAAAUGAAAAGAAAAAAUAUGAAAAAAAAGAUCUACGAUGUACGGUAUGUGGAGCCAGAGCGUUUGGAUAUAAUUUUGACCAAAUAACAUGUGAAAGUUGUAAAGCAUUCUUUCGAAGGAAUGCUCUGAAAAAUAUGAGUGAAUUACAUUGUCGAGCUGAUGGAAAUUGUAAUAUAACAUUAGAAAAUCGACGACAUUGCACAUAUUGUCGUAUUAAAAAAUGUUUUUCUAUAGGUAUGAGAAAAGAAUGGAUAAGAAGUGAAGAAGAAAAGAAUAUUAAACGAACUAAAUUAGAAGUUCAUAGAAAACUUAAACAAUCAUUACAGAUGCCAAUUAUGAAAAACCCAAAUGAUAUCAAUUUUAAAACAAUAUUAAGUUCAACGGAUAGAAUGCGACUGAAUAAUAUAACACAUUGCUAUGAUCAAUACACUGGUGAACCGAGUAUAAAUGGAUAUUGUGCACCAAAAGAAUUUCUUUUUUUAAAUUUACAUGAUUUCUAUAAUCGAAAGAAACCGAUCAUAGUCAAUUUCGUAAAUUAUUUUAAACAUUUACCUGAAUUUCAACAAUUACAUGUCGAUGAUCAAGUUUUAUUAAUUAAACGUAAUUUACAUUUUCUACUACCAAUCAAUUAUGCCUUAUUAAAAACACCAAUUCAUUCACAAUUUCGUUAUACAAAGGUUCAAACAAUUGGUUGUGUCGAUAAUACAAAUUUACACUCAAUGUAUCAAGUCUUAUCGAAUAAUUUUGUUCCAUUUGUUGCAUCGGAUGCACUUGUUAUUAAACUAUUAACAAUAGCAUUAUUUUUUACAACCAAUUCACAAGCAAUAGAUAUUGAUACAACGGAAUAUAAACAAUUAGAAUAUAUCAAACGAGUUCAAUCGAGUUAUAUCGAAUUAUUAUGGUUAUAUAUGUACGGAAAAUAUGGUGAAGUAAAAGCUAUAAAGUUAUUUACAAAAAUUAUAACUAAAGUUUUACAUUUACAAUUUAUAAUGGAUCGAAUUGAUACAGUCAUACGUUUAAAUAAUGAUAUACAAUAUCUAGAUUCACUUAUGAAAACUAUUUUACAAUUGACUUGA
This is a messenger RNA of Adineta steineri, 1233 nucleotides long. The record is from the annotation of a GenBank genome assembly. Lineage: Eukaryota; Metazoa; Rotifera; Eurotatoria; Adinetida; Adinetidae.